AUGACCACCAACCAAACCACCUCCCCAAUAAGCCACCUAAACCCAACAGAAGAACACCCAAAACCAACCCGAGUCAAAAUCGGCCAAUCCCAUCCCCAAAUCCAAUCAAACCUCCAAUCAGACCCAACCCAAGCCCCCAAAGACUCCGCCACCAACGGUCCAUUCCUACCAGGCUACUUCUUCUUCUACGGCCCCCUAAUGGACCCAUCCGUCCUCGCGCGCGUCCUCCAACUCCCGGAAUCCGAAGCACCGCGUCUCCGGCCUGCGCGCGUUGUUGGGUAUAGCGUUAUGAUGCAUGGGAAAGAGCCGGUGUUGGUCUGGGGUCCGCCUGAGAGUGUGGUUGAAGGUGUUGCGGGGGAGAUUAGGAGUUUGGAGUUGUUUGAGAGGAUUUGUGGGGUUGGGGAGGGGAGGUUUGAGGCUUGUCCUUGUUAUAUUGAGUUUGGGGUGGUGGAUGAGGGAGGGGAGGCGGAAGGGGAAGAGGGGGAGGAGGUGGUUAAAGGGGGAGACGUUUUUGUGGCAGGGGGAUCAUUCGGUGUUGAGGCAAAGGGAUGGGGGAUAGGUGGUGGAUGA
This is a messenger RNA of Penicillium bovifimosum, 570 nucleotides long. Its product is annotated as gamma-glutamylcyclotransferase family protein. The record is from RefSeq and is a predicted model, not a curated record. Bases 1 to 570 code for a protein of 189 amino acids. Lineage: Eukaryota; Fungi; Ascomycota; Eurotiomycetes; Eurotiales; Aspergillaceae. The transcript has a single exon.